AUGGCAUUAAGUAUGACUCACCAGAUCGGAAGCCUAGUCGGAACUCCAGUGCCGUCAGAAACAACAUCGGCGGAAACAACAUCAACGGUGAACGCGGCGGCGGUGUGGAAAUCACCGGCGAUGAAUCUCCGCGUGAAGGCGAGUAGAUCAGAUGUUAUCGCGGAAGGAUUAACACCGCCGGUAAGUCCGUGUAGGUCGCCGGUGUUAGGUGGAAUCCGGCCAGAUCUAACAGCGGCGUGUCAAGCUUUUACGAUUGAAUCAGAAACGGCGGUGGAGAAGGAACAUAAAGCGGGAUCGAGAUCCGUGAAAGGGAAUGGAGUACCGGUGUACGUGAUGAUGCCGUUGGAUAGCGUGACGAUGACGAACAGUGUGAAUAGGAAGAAAGCGGUGAAUGCGGCUAUGGCGGCGUUGAAGAGUGCUGGUGUGGAAGGUGUGAUGAUGGAUGUGUGGUGGGGAUUGGUUGAGAGAGAGAAAGCUGGUGAAUAUAAUUGGGGAGGUUAUGUAGAGCUUAUGGAAAUGGCGAAGAAGCAUGGACUUAAAGUUCAGGCGGUUAUGUCGUUUCAUCAAUGUGGUGGUAACGUCGGUGAUUCUGUCACUAUUCCCUUGCCGAAAUGGGCUGUGGAGGAGAUGAAUAAAGAUCCUGAUCUUGCCUACACUGAUCAAUGGGGAAGAAGAAACUAUGAAUAUGUAUCACUUGGAUGUGAUACUUUGCCAGUACUCAAGGGCAGAACUCCAGUUCAAUGUUAUGCUGAUUUCAUGCGUGCUUUUAGAGAUAAUUUCAAGCACCUUCUUGGUGAUACCAUUGUGGAAAUUCAAGUUGGGAUGGGACCAGCCGGCGAACUUCGCUAUCCAUCAUACCCAGAGCAAAAUGGCACAUGGAAAUUCCCAGGAAUUGGUGCUUUCCAAUGCUAUGACAAGUAUAUGUUGAGUAGCCUACAAGCAGCAGCCGAAGCUGCGAAUAAGCAUAAUUGGGGAAGCACAGGCCCUACUGAUGCAGGCCACUACAAUAAUUGGCCAGAAGACACUAAUUUUUUCCGCAAAGAAGGCGGCGGCUGGGACAGUGAGUACGGCGAAUUUUUCCUCACAUGGUACUCUCAGAUGCUGUUGAACCAUGGUGAGAGAAUUCUCACAUCAGCUAAAUCAAUCUUUGACAACACUGGUGUUAAGAUAUCAGUCAAAGUUGCUGGCAUUCACUGGCAUUAUGGAACAAGGUCUCAUGCUCCUGAGCUCACAGCAGGAUACUACAACACCCGUAACCGUGAUGGCUACCUUCCCAUCGCUCAAAUGUUGGCUCGUCACAAUGCUGUUUUCAAUUUCACAUGUAUCGAAAUGCGUGAUCACGAACAGCCCCAAGACGCACUUUGUGCCCCCGAGAAGCUUGUGAAACAAGUCGCUUUAGCUACCCAGAAAGCGAAAGUCCAUCUCGCCGGUGAAAAUGCAUUGCCGCGGUAUGAUGAACAUGCUCAUGAACAGAUUUUAAAGGCGUCUCAGUUGAAUGUUGAAGGUAACUCAGACGAUGCAGAGAUGUGUGCAUUCACAUAUCUUAGGAUGAACCAAGAGUUGUUUCAACCUGAUAAUUGGAGAAAGUUUGUGUCAUUUGUGAAGAAGAUGAAAGAAGGGAAAAGUGCUAACAAAUGUUGGGAACAAGUGGAGAGGGAAGCUGAACAUUUUGUGCAUGUUACACAGCCUCUUGUGCAAGAGGCUGUUGCAAUGAUGCACUAAGAAUUGUUUGACCAAAUAUAGAGUUUAGGGUACAGUCACAAUUAGGCGAUGAAAGUUUUAGUGAACCAUCAGCCUGAUUUUUGUGGCUAAAGAUUGUAUAAAUUUCUAUUGUAUUCUACUUCAUUAUGUUACUUGCACCUUAAACUUCUCUAUUUGUUACCCUUUAUUUAUAUGGUAUAAGCCAAUGUAUGUAGUAUGAAGAUCUUGGAGGCAAUGUUUAUAAAAAUUACUUAUUCUUACAUCAUU
Cicer arietinum (chickpea) is the source of this 1968-nucleotide messenger RNA. Its product is annotated as beta-amylase 1, chloroplastic. Gene Ontology annotation, biological process: polysaccharide catabolic process. NCBI's taxonomy places the organism in Eukaryota, Viridiplantae, Streptophyta, Magnoliopsida, Fabales, Fabaceae. Gene Ontology annotation, molecular function: beta-amylase activity. The record is from RefSeq and is a predicted model, not a curated record.